AUGAAGGAACACACCUCUGAUAUUUCAUUCUAUCCCCAGUGGGUCUUUACGCUAGGGUUAGGUCUGUCCGCCGGAUUGGAUGUUCUCGUUGCCUCCGCGCUCUGCUAUUAUCUGCGGAAGAGUCGUAGUGGAUUUUCCUCAAUGGAUGGCGUCCUCAAUACUCUCACAUUCUACACCAUUCAAAAUGGUUCGUUGACGUUUAUUGCGACAUUGGCCGCCCUCGUUUGCUGGGUGACAAUGACCAAUUUAAUCUUCCUUGCCCUUCACUUUGUCAUCACCAAAUUGUACGCUAAUGCGCUCCUUUCAACACUGAAUGCGCGCAAAACUAUCCGCAUACAGCAGACUUCUGCUGAGGUCGAGCCUUCUAUGCAGCUAGUCAUCAGCUCGUCAGAUUUCAAUCGACCUGAACGCAGCCGUGCUCGUAUCCGUCAUAACCCGGAGGACAUACCCAUGACAACAAAGGUGCAGAUCAAUGUGGAGGAGACUGUCCACACAGACUACGAGCAUGAAGAACAACAGGACACAAAAACACCAUUGUGA
Molecule: messenger RNA, 540 nt
Organism: Fibroporia radiculosa
Lineage: Eukaryota; Fungi; Basidiomycota; Agaricomycetes; Polyporales; Fibroporiaceae
Exons: 8
Coding region: 1-540 (179 amino acids)
Source: RefSeq, a predicted model, not a curated record